Sporothrix brasiliensis 5110 is the source of this 1470-nucleotide messenger RNA. Its product is annotated as peroxin-12. The record is from RefSeq and is a predicted model, not a curated record. Bases 1 to 1470 code for a protein of 489 amino acids. Gene Ontology annotation, biological process: protein import into peroxisome matrix; protein monoubiquitination. Gene Ontology annotation, molecular function: ubiquitin-protein transferase activity; protein binding; zinc ion binding. NCBI's taxonomy places the organism in Eukaryota, Fungi, Ascomycota, Sordariomycetes, Ophiostomatales, Ophiostomataceae. The transcript has a single exon. Gene Ontology annotation, cellular component: peroxisomal importomer complex; peroxisomal membrane.
AUGGACGCCAACGCCGCCAUGGACGCCAACGCCGCCAUGGUCGACGAGCAGAAGCCGUCGCUGUUUGAGCUGCUCUCCGAACAGCAGCUGCACGGCCUGCUGCCGCCGACCCUGCGGUAUCUGCUGACCAUUGCGACGCAGCGCUACCCGCGCUACCUGCUGCGCGCGCUCAACUCGUUUGACGAGCUCUACGCGCUCGCCAUGCUCGUCGUCGAGCACUACUAUCUCCAGACGAUGGGCGGCACGUUCACCGAACACUUUUACGGCCUCAAGCGAGAGCGGGUGCUGGAGGGCGGCCUGCGUGCCGCCAGCAGCGAGGUGCCGCGCGCCGCCGCCGGCACGCCCGCCGUUGUGCGCACGUUUUUGCAGCUGCGCCGCAGCGCCGACCUCUGGCGCAACCUGGGCGUCGUGGUCGGCGUCCCCUACCUCAAGCGCAAGCUCGACGACGCCUACGAGCGCGACGCGCCCCGCGCUCGCCUGGGCGCCGCCUACCAGCGGCUGCCCGCCCGCCCGACCCUGCGCGACCGCCUGCAGCACGCGGCCCGCUGGUUCCUGCGCCACGUGUACCCGAGCGUGCACGCCGCCUACGGGUUUGCCGUGCUGGCGUUCCACCUCGCCUACCUCUUUGACGGCUCGCGCUACGCCAGCCCGCUGCUGUGGCUCGUCGGCACGCGCGUGCGGCGCAUGACGGGCGCCGACUACCGGGCGAUGGACGACCUGGCCGAGCGGCAGUCGACGUCGUCGACGCCGCGGUCCGUCGGGAGCCGCCUGCUGGGCGGCCUGUCCAUGGUGCUGCCGGCGAGCAUUUUCGCGCUCAAGUUCUUGGAGUGGUGGCACGCGUCGGACUUUGCCAAGCAGCUGUCGCUCAAGGCGGCCGCCAGCCUGGACCUGCCGCCGCCCGUGUCGGCCGGCCUGCCCGCCGGUGGAGGUGGUGCCAAGUCUGUGUCUGCGGGGACCAGCGCGGCGACGGCGACGGGCAGCAGCAGCAGUAGCAGCAGCAGUGCCUCCAACACGGGCAGCAUCGGCCGCAAGGGCAUUCUGAAGAAGGAGCCGUCGUGGCGCGUCGACGAGACGGCGACUCCCUCGACGACGGCAGCAACGGCAGCAACGGCAGCGACGGCAGCGGCCCACGACGAGGCGGGCCCGGACGCUGCGCCCACCGAACAAGACCUCGCACGCCGCGCGCCGAUUGCCAAGCCGUCGCUGCGCCCCAUCUACACGGUCCCUGCGCCCGCCGACUCGGCCCUCUGCCCCAUCUGCUGCGACGCCAUGACGACGCCGACGGUGUGCCAGACGGGCGUCGUCUACUGCUAUAUCUGCAUACACAAGUGGGUGGCGGGCCAGCACGACAAGCAAGAGGCGUUCAUGGCCGACAAGGCGGACCGGUGGGAGAGCGGCGAGGGGCGGUGUGCGGUGACGGGCCGCCGUGUCCUGGGCGGCACCGAGGGCCUGCGGCGGUUGAUGGUGUAG